This is a messenger RNA of Cydia strobilella, 1892 nucleotides long. RefSeq lists its product as uncharacterized. The transcript is spliced from 2 exons. Lineage: Eukaryota; Metazoa; Arthropoda; Insecta; Lepidoptera; Tortricidae. Bases 115 to 1632 code for a protein of 505 amino acids. The record is from RefSeq and is a predicted model, not a curated record.
GGAAGCCGAAACGAUCACAGCGCUCACUACGGCUAAAAAAGUCAUCUACGUCGGGAGGCAUGUCCUGUCAAAUGUAUGAUUUUGUAGUAAACAUUCGAUGUUUUUAAGAUAAAAAUGGUCUACACAGCAAGCUGUGUUGUUAUAAAUUGUGAAAACACUAGCAGAAAUAGUGACUGCAAAUUUUAUAGAUUUCCUACAACAUUGUGGAAACAAGAACAGCGCAAUAAAUGGAUAAUUGCCGUAAGAAGAAUAAAUCCCGAUGGAUCUCUAUGGCACCCAAAACCGGACGACAGAAUUUGCAGUGCUCACUUUAUCAGUGGUAGAAAAGCUGAUGAACAAGCCAGUCCCAGUUAUGUUCCAAGGAUAUUUCCCCCUGAGUACAAAUCAAGGCGGAUUGACGAAAAUGCCGCAAUAUCGAGGUUUCAACGUUAUAUGGAACGAAGAAACGCGAAAAAAAUAGAAGCAGUUAGUGCUAGUGCUAGUAAUACAAGUGAGUUUGAAUUGCUAGAAAAUAGUGUUAGUGUGUCUUUAAAAAUUGAUAGUGAAUGUCAAGUGGACCUAUAUCCAGAUGGACAAAAUCCAGGAAAGACGUUUACCUGUAACAGGUACAUAUUUUAUGGAAAAGAAACAUGUGAUGCAGAUGUUCAAACAGAAAUAGAUAUCAGUACAAAGAUUAUGAAGGAUUUUAAAAUAACAAAACACCGAGGCUGUAAUACUGCUAAAAGUAUUUCUGUGGAUCGAGCCACCAUAACUGACAAUAAAUAUUUUGCUGGAUUUCAAUCUAUUAAAACCGAUGAACAGCUUCUAGAUCUUGCAGGUGUUACUCUUAACAACUUCUACUUUUUAUUAAAAACUACACAAAAAAAUCACAAAUAUAUGGUGAGCGAAAAAGAUAGACUUCUACUUUUCUUGAUGAAAAUGAAACUUGGUGUCACAUUUUCAGCACUGAGUGUUUUGUUCGGUAUUCAUAGAACAACAGUGUCAAGAAUAUUCUGCUCAUACGUUGAAGAAAUAGCAGCUGCUACAUCGAAUUUGGUUUUUUGGCCAAACAAAAAUGCUGUGGAGCAGACAAUGCCAGAAUGCUUCCGUCCGGAGUAUAGUAACACUCGAGUAAUUAUUGAUUGUAUAGAGUUUCCUAUAGAAGUACCAUCAAGUGUCGAUAAUCGUGUGUUAUGCUACUCACACUAUAAGAAGGGUUUUACAGCUAAAGUGCUUAUUGGUAUUACUCCAGGAGGCUUCAUUUCGUUCAAGUCAAAAGUAAGUGGUGGAAGAAAAAGUGACUCACAAAUAACAGUAGAGUCAGGAUUAGUCGACUACUUAGAAAAUGGGGACAUUGUAUUGGCUGAUAAGGGAUUUCCGGCAAUAAAAAAGGUAAUUGAUGAAAGUGGAAAAGAAAUUGCUAUUAUUAUGCCACCUUUUCUCAAGAAUAAAAGUGAAUUUACAAGAGAAGAGACAGAUGCAACUUAUAAAAUAGCUCGAGUCAGAAUUCAUGUUGAAAGAAUAAUGCAGCGACUAAAAAUUUAUCAGAUUUUACAUAAAAUUCCUGAAAAUUUAUUUUAUCACAUUGAUGAUAUUUUACAUGUUUGUUGUGUACUGGUAAACCUGCAACCACCUAUAUUUUCCAACAAAUAAAACAACAGUUUUUUUUACAAUACUUAUGUAUUUGUACAUUAUUGAAAAAGCUAUUAAAACAUUGCAUUUUAAUUUGUUUUUAUUUCACACAUAAAACCUGUAAAUGUUAUGUUGCUUUUCAUGCCUGAUGGACCCUUAUGCACAUGGAGCACAAGGAACCAUUAUUAGGCAUUGAACGCCACAUAUUUAUAACAUGGGCCCGUGGACCUAUGAAAAUGUGAUAAUCAAUUUAAGGUAUGUUAUGACCUAGCACUGGACUG